This is a messenger RNA of Echinops telfairi (small Madagascar hedgehog), 1664 nucleotides long. RefSeq names its product nuclear protein 2, transcriptional regulator (gene NUPR2). The transcript is spliced from 2 exons. Gene Ontology annotation, cellular component: nucleus. Lineage: Eukaryota; Metazoa; Chordata; Mammalia; Afrosoricida; Tenrecidae. The record is from RefSeq and is a predicted model, not a curated record. Bases 1 to 318 code for a protein of 105 amino acids. Gene Ontology annotation, biological process: regulation of transcription by RNA polymerase II; negative regulation of cell population proliferation; negative regulation of cell cycle.
AUGGAGCUGGGCGCGGGCUCGACGCUUCCCGGCGCUCCCCGCGCCCACGCUCCCACCCUGCAGCGGUCCCGGGAGGCGCGGCCGCCGGCGGGCUGGGAGGAGGAACUCAACGACUGCCUGGACUACUACUACCUGCGCGACUUCCCAGCCGGCGGGGCCGGACGCAGCAAGGGCCGGACGCGCCGCGAGCGGGAACUGCGCACCAAUUGGCCAGUGCCCGGCGGCCACGAGCGCAAGAUCGCGCAGAAGCUCCUCAACGCUCAGCGCAAGCGGCGCCAACGCCAGCUGCAGCCCCGGCCGCGCACCCGCCUCGCCUGAGCGCCGGACCUUGGAAGAACCCGAUAAUAGUAUUUUCUCUGGCUCUGACCGUGACUGGCACUGGGAGCAAAAGAAGCCAUGUUGGUCAAAACGGAACUUCUUUCAACCUGCCUCUAGUGGGCUCUCACAGUAUCUUUCCUUGCCAAUUGAUUGAUAGGUCGUAUGUAGGUAGGCCUUUUUAGGAUUUCUAAUUAAAGGGGAGCAGCAAGAAUGGCAUCUUCACGCUUGUAUUUCUGCCGGUUGCUGUGGUAACUCAGGUCCAGUCCACAAAUAAAUGUACUGCGGUUUUGUGUGCGAGGAAGCCACUGGGGUUGAAUACAGGCACUAUCCUGACCUUAAAUUUACAGAGCAGCGGGGAGGGGAAAGGCAGGCACCUGGGUAUCAAAGACUACCAUAUGGGUUUAAACCAUGGUUACUGAAAUGGGAAUCGUUUAUGUUAUAGCAAUGGUUGUGUUCACUGAGGAGCCCUGGUGGCAUAUUGUGCUGCUAACUGCAAGGCCCAAGGUCUGCAGUUCGAAACCACCAGCCUAAAGUGGAUUCUAUUUCCCCCUUACAGUUGUGGUCAUUCUGAAAUGAAUCCCUUCUAUACUUUUUAAAGUGUUGAACCACCUUCUCCCCCAAAAAGGGUUCUGGUGGUACAGUGGGCUAAGCAUCGGGCUGCUAACCAAAAGGUUGGUGGUUCAAACACACCCGAUGCUGCUCCUUGGGCGAAAGAGGCAGCUGCAGACGUGUGCUCCCACAAAGGCUGACAGUCUUGGAAACCCACAAGGGAGGUUCGAUUGUCCUGCAGGGUCACGAUGAAUCCAAAUAACUUGACAACUGGCUUUUCCAGGGACUUUUCUCUUGAAAGCCGUCAUCUGCAUUGAAUGUCUACUGCCUUGAAAGCCAAGAGAAUGUCAGAAAGUUCGUGUAAUGGUUUAACCAUUUCAUUUUGUGUCCAAGGAAGCCCUGGUGGUGGUAUGGGCAGGAGCUAGGGCAAGAUACAGUAGUCGGCUCCCAUUAAGACACAUAGCACUGCAAACCCUUCAGAGGCAAUUCUACCCUGUCUCAUAGGGUCACUAUGAGUCAGAUGUGACAAUGGUCUGGUUUGGGUGUUGAACUCAUAGUUCCUACAGGAUUUUGUACUCUUAAGAUCAGCAGUUACAUUCCAGCAUCACUCUUGGUCUGACACAUGCAAGGCACAAUAUUCAUGUAAGUCUGUCUGUGCUACCCAAAGUAGAAACCAAACAAUGGCAAACAUUUCAGUUCCUCCACAACCCCUGCUGGACAAUGAAGCCGACCUGGUGCACAGAAGCAAACCAAAGUCCCCUGCCAACGAGUCAAUUUUGACUCGGAGCAACGCUCUA